AUGUGGUACAAAACCGCACUACCUGUUGCAUUAUCUGGUCGAGACAUUAUUGGCAUAGCAAAAACAGGUUCUGGUAAAACAGCAGCAUUCAUAUGGCCAAUGCUGAUACACAUAAUGGAUCAAGAAGAACUUAAAAAAGGAGAAGGACCUAUUGGAUUAAUAUUGGCGCCUACAAGGGAAUUGACAAGUCAAAUUUACAUUGAAGCCAAAAAAUUUGCAAAGAGUUACGGAUUGAGAGUUGCUGCAGUUUAUGGCGGUGCCUCUAAAAUGGAUCAAUUCAAAGAACUGAGACAGGGUAAUAUAGAAAUCCUUGUUGGUACACCAGGAAGACUUAUUGACAUGGUAAAAAUGAAAGCAACAAAUUUCCGUCGAGUUAGUUUCUUGGUCCUUGAUGAAGCUGAUCGAAUGUUUGAUCUUGGAUUUGAACCACAAGUACGAUCCAUAUGUGAUAAUAUCCGACCAGAUAGACAAACAUUACUUUUUAGUGCAACCUUUCCCAAAAAAGUGGAAAAAUUAGCUCGUGAAGUUACAACAGAACCUAUUAGAAUAUCAAUUGGCAAUAUUGGACAGGCAAAUACUGAUAUCACACAAGUAUUUGUUAUUCUAACCGAUGAUGGGUAUAAAUGGGACUGGCUGAUUUCGAAUUUAGUGGCACUUUGUGUUGGUGAGUGA
Entrophospora sp. SA101 is the source of this 672-nucleotide messenger RNA. The record is from the annotation of a GenBank genome assembly. Lineage: Eukaryota; Fungi; Glomeromycota; Glomeromycetes; Entrophosporales; Entrophosporaceae.